This is a messenger RNA of Exophiala oligosperma, 2136 nucleotides long. RefSeq lists its product as hypothetical. The coding region runs from base 1 to 1185 and encodes 394 amino acids. Gene Ontology annotation, molecular function: structural constituent of ribosome; omega-amidase activity. The transcript has 5 exons. NCBI's taxonomy places the organism in Eukaryota, Fungi, Ascomycota, Eurotiomycetes, Chaetothyriales, Herpotrichiellaceae. Gene Ontology annotation, cellular component: mitochondrion; ribosome. Gene Ontology annotation, biological process: translation; L-glutamine metabolic process; oxaloacetate metabolic process. The record is from RefSeq and is a predicted model, not a curated record.
AUGGCAGGGUUAUUGAAGAAGCCUUUCAAGCUGGCUCUCAUUCAGCUAGCCUCAGGUGGUGACAAGACGGUGAAUCUUGCACAUGCGCGGUCCAAGAUAGUCGAAGCAGCCAAAGCCGGGGCAUCGCUGGUCGUGCUCCCAGAAUGCUUUAACUCGCCGUAUGGUUGCCAGUAUUUCCCGAAAUACGCAGAGACCAUUCUGCCGUCUCCUCCUUCACCAGAAAAGUCGCCGUCAUGGCAUAUGUUGUCAUCGGUAGCAGCAGAGACCAAGACAUAUCUGAUAGGAGGGAGCAUACCGGAAUUUGUUCCAGAGACGAAAGAGUAUUUCAACACCUCGCUGGUCUUCUCGCCGACAGGGAAGCUUGUGGCCACACACCGGAAGACACAUCUAUUCGACAUAGACAUUCCCGGGAAGAUCAAAUUUAAAGAGAGUGAUGUGCUCACCGCGGGUAACAAGGUGACUAUCGUUGACUUGCCAGAAUAUGGUAAGAUAGGACUGGCCAUCUGCUACGAUGUUCGAUUCCCGGAAUUGGCCAUGAUUGCAGCCAGGAAAGGAGCAUUCAUGUUCGUCUACCCCGGCGCAUUCAACACCACAACCGGUCCGAUGCACUGGUCCUUACAAGCACGCGCCAGAGCCAUGGAUAACCAGAUCUACGUUGCCAUGUGCAGUCCAGCACGAGAUAUGGAUGCAACAUAUCAUGCUUAUGGGCACUCAAUGGUUGUCAAUCCAAAUGCCGAGGUCGUGACAGAGGCGGACGAACACGAGGUGACUGUUUACGCUGACCUUGACGGGGCAAAGAUUGAAGAGACGAGGAAAGGUAUUCCUAUUUAUACUCAGAGAAGGUUCGAUGUCUAUCCUGAUUCUCAUCACGUGAACGAAAUCUUGGCCAAACUUGCCGAUUUUGGAAUAGCCCACACUUUGGAAUCUUCAACUUUCAGUCUGCGCAAACCAGUAGGUUUUGUCUUUUGUCGCAGUUCAACAACCACCUUUUUGUCGCCCAACUUCCAACAACCUCCCCCUGUCCAUCUUCUUCAGAUCACCGCCAAAAUGGUCAAGGACAACCCAAAGACUCAGCCCAAGAAGACGGGAGCACCCAAGAAGACUCGAUCAGCCAUCUCCGAUGUCGUCGCCCGCGAAUACACCAUCCACCUCCACAAGCGAGUAUGUUUUAAAAUCCUAAAGUGAUACCUUAGUUUUGCACCUGCGUUUGGAGCAAUGGGAGAAAAAAAAAUUAAAGAGGAGGGACAAUCAGUUUUAUGAAGUCCACCCGAAUGGCUUGCGCCCCCUUGACUCUCUCUCUCUCUCUCACACACACAUACCCUUCUCUAUCUCUCAACAUGAACCAAGCAUUUUGGACGGAAGACUGAUUUUAUACACUUUUUGUGACAUAAAAGGUUCACGGUGUGAGCUUCAAGAAGCGAGCCCCUCGUGCGAUCAAGGAGAUUCGCAAAUUUGCGACUCAAGCCAUGGGCACCUCGGACGUCCGCCUCGACCCUCAAUUGAACAAGAAGGUCUGGGAAUCCGGCAUCAAGGGAGUCCCCUUCCGCCUGCGCGUGCGCAUCAGCCGUAAGCGUAACGACGAGGAGGGCGCCAAGGAGAAGCUGUACAGCUACGUCCAGGCCGUCAACGUCAAGAACAAGGAAGCCAAGGGCCUGCAGACUGUCGUCGUCGAGGACUCGUAAAUCAAAUCAACCGACCCACAAACGAGAGGGGGAAAAAAAGAGCGCCAACGAACGGAACGUCAGACCACUGGCCGGGGAUGCUUUCUUAAUCGGGGAUGUUACCGUGAAGCAGGGGCAGCCUUCUCAAAUUGACGGAUGGCGGAUAGAUAUGUGAUUGUGCGGCCAUGCGGGGGGGAACAACGAAGAACCGCGCGGUUUGAGACCCUGUUGUGGUCGGAGCACGGGGCGCACAACGUGAAUGGUACGAGGGAAAUCUCAACCUUGGGGAUCUUUCGUUUGGAGAGAUGGGACAAUAUGGAAGGCUCUGUUCUUUUUUUCUUUUCCACAAUCCAAAAGAAAUUAAGACCUCAGAGCACCCUCCAUGAUUAUGGGAGUUGUUAAACUGCUCUACGAGUUACCAUACCUACUUAGCAUUGCAGCGAAAUGUUAUGAAAAAAGCUUCAAAUCAAAAGAA